This is a messenger RNA of Ascochyta rabiei, 1134 nucleotides long. RefSeq lists its product as uncharacterized. The coding region runs from base 1 to 1134 and encodes 377 amino acids. Lineage: Eukaryota; Fungi; Ascomycota; Dothideomycetes; Pleosporales; Didymellaceae. The record is from RefSeq and is a predicted model, not a curated record. The transcript has a single exon. Gene Ontology annotation, biological process: protein complex oligomerization; response to hydrogen peroxide; protein folding.
AUGGCUUCUUCCAAUUCAUUCAGCUACAUGAACAACACGGCUCCCUUCUGGGACUUCCUCGCUAGCCUUGAGCAGCAGGGCAACCAUCACCCUUUCUUUGGUCAGAACCGUAACGAGGGGACCGAGCGUGGUGAGAACCGCGAAGGCCAGCAGCCUCCUCCCUUUGAUCCGUGGGGAUGGAGUCAGCAGUUCUUUGGCGGUGGACGUGGUAUGCCUCACCGUGGCCCUCCUCCGCCUGGUCCUCCCCCUCACCACGAUGAGCAGGCUCCUCACCGCGAGCAUGAUGGCGAGAAGGAUGGUGAGAAGAGCGACAACGACAACGACAACGACAGCGACAAAGACAACGGCGAGGGCCCUGCCGGCUCAGGCUCUGGCAGCGAAGGAAGACACUCUCAUGGACACGGGUGCCACGGCCGCUGUGGCAGUCGCCGAGGCCGUCACGGCCCUGGGGGACGAGGAGGAUUUGGUGCCCACCACGGCGGCCCUCGUGGGCACCAUGGCCCUCCUCACGACGGACCUGGUCACCGUGGUCCUCGUGGCUCGCACCACGGUCACCACGGCCCUCGUGGCCACCACGGUCCACCUCACCACGGCGGACCCGGUGUAGCAGGACACUGGGGCAGUAUGCCCUUUGUUGGACCAUGCGGAGGCUUAAACAGCUUCGGUACAGGACUCCACCCCUCUGCCGCUGCAACGCAAUUCUUCGAGGCCUUCAUGGCCCAGCACCCUUGGUCCCGAGCCGGUAACGACGAGGGCGUUGUUGCCAGCAAGGAGAACUCGGAUUUUAUCCCCGAAGCCGACCUGUUCGACACGCCGUCGUCGUACAUUGUCCACGUCUCGCUGCCGGGCGCGAAGAAGGAGGACGUGGGCGUCAACUGGGACGCGGAGAAGUCGGAGCUGUCUGUGGCUGGGGUCAUGUACCGGCCGGGCGACGAGGCGCUGUUGGAGACGCUCGCCGUGAAGGAGCGCAAGGUGGGGCCGUUUGAGAGAAAGAUGCGACUGGGUACCAGGGCGAACCCGGCGCGUGUUGAUGCGGAUGGCAUCACUGCGAAGCUGGAAGACGGGGUUCUGAGGGUGGAGGUGAGGAAGGAAGACGAGGGGUUUGUGGAGAUUAAAAAGGUGGAUAUCGAGUAG